AUGUCGUGGCUCACUUCUUGGUUCACCGUUUCUCAGACCGCCUCCAGUCCUGCUUCACCCCAGCCAGCAACCGAACAGAAGCGUCUGCUGGAAGAGCCAGUCUCGAAACUGGAAACACCCUCCCCCAUAUUAGCACAAACACAGUCGGAGCAAAAUCCUACAUCUCAGCAAAUUGUCCAGCGCGACCAGCCUCACAAGCCCAAAGUAAUAUUCGGCGCCGGUCUUGUCUUUCUCGGAUUUUCUCUGCUCAUCACGCGACGCGCAUUUCUUAGGAAAAGAUUUACCAAUCCUCUGUUUUAUGGCAACAGUCCGGAAGCCCAAGCUGAACAGGCAAAGAAGAUCAAUGGUACUCUAGAAGCCCUAGAGGCAUUGAACCUUGCUACGAUCAAUGUCGCCAGCGUUGCAUUGACCGCGGCUGGUGGUACCAUGUGGUAUUAUGAUGUGCGGAGUAUGUCAGAAGUAAGGCGCAGGUUGAAGGGUGAAGGCAGGACAGAGAAAGAGGCAGAGGCAGAGUUUGAAGAGGCCAUGGCAAUGAUGCUGGCUAGGAAAGAAACGAGCGAACCGGCAUCUGGUGACAAAAGCCAGUGA
This is a messenger RNA of Exophiala bonariae, 588 nucleotides long. RefSeq lists its product as uncharacterized. The record is from RefSeq and is a predicted model, not a curated record. Gene Ontology annotation, cellular component: mitochondrion. The transcript has a single exon. Lineage: Eukaryota; Fungi; Ascomycota; Eurotiomycetes; Chaetothyriales; Herpotrichiellaceae. The coding region runs from base 1 to 588 and encodes 195 amino acids.